AAGCUGGAAAGCAAGUAAAGCAUGGGAGUGCUAUGUUUAAUUUUAUCAUUUCCCUUUUCGAUUAAUAAAAGAUAUAUCACCAUUAUAAUAUAAUACAAUAUUACUUACAUACCGUUUGGUAUAAAUAAAUUCCAUAAGUUUUGAAGAAUUCAUUCUUAAAUGAAAUAUUUUUAUGUUUGGUAUUUGAAAGAAUUCAUUUCCAAUUCUAAAUUUUAAAUUCUAUGGAAUUGGAACUAGUUAUAGCAAUUCCGAGGAAUUGAGAUGGAAUUUCCAAAUGAAUUCCACAAGUUUUUGCUAAUUAUAAUAGAAUGACAUAAUUAUCCUCUUUUAUUAACUAAAUCACUUAUACAUAUACAUACUAAACACAAAAAUUCAUUUAACAAUGAAUUCUACAUGGCAAUUCAUUUUAUUUGAAUAUGACGUACCAAACAGAAGAUUUCAUUUGACAAUGAAUUCUCGAUUCAUUUGAUACCAAACGGCCUGUUAAAGAGGCAGGAACUAUUUGGGCUGCUCCUCCCCGUCUAAGAAAAGAGCCGCUUUCCGUCCCUCGUAAUCCAAUUAAGUUAAAUAAUUAAUUAACAUGUUGAACCAAUAAUACGGGGCCUCGUGAAUGGGUAGCAGCGCUGGGAUGUAACCCAGACAACAGUCAAGUAUUGCCUGCAAUGAGAAUGCAUCAUCACUAUCUAAACUUCAUAAGGUGUAGACAGAGCAUACGUGUCUUAAACGAAAUCCGAAAGGUUUAUUUUCAGUGAAUUUAGAACUCACAAUUCAAUGAUUGCAAUUUUGGAAGAAAACGGUCUAUCCAGUAUCCGGUAUACUUGUUAAAAACCGAUAAUCGACUAUCUGACAUACGAUAUACAGAAUAACUUUCGGUAUCGGUAUUCGGCGGUAGAAUUUCAAUUGCUGAUAUACCGAAUUUCGACUACUCGGUAUCCUGUAUACCGGAUACCGAUCGAUUACCGCUCCUAAUUGAGUUAGAUUCCAGAAACUAAAGAAGGUUGCAGUGUUGGCCACUGCUGCUGCUAUCCUUUUUCAACAGCAAUCUUAGAUAUGACCCUGGCAAUGGCUAAGGUCGGAAGGAAUUAUCCCCAAAAUUUUCUUUUCCCUCCCCCUAAACACAGGAAGCGGCAAAAGAAAAACGUUUCGAAUUUUCUUCUUUGCCCCACGUGUCAUGUCCAGUCCAUGCAGCAAACGCCACUCAGCUCCGUCCGCCAUGGUUUCCCUUCCCCUUUCCCCUCCUCCAGAAAGAAUUCGUCUCCGUUCUCUCCAGUCUUAUCCACAAACCCAUUAUAAUCCCCCUUCCUCCCCCGCCGGCUCUCCAUCAUCAUUCUCAGGAAUUCCCUCUUGCAAUCUGGUAUACUCCUACUGCAACAGCGCAGCUACUAAUGGAUCUGAUUCACAAGUUCCUGAACUUGGUAGCUCCCCCAUUCACCUUCUUCUCCCUCUGCUUCCUCCUCCCUCCCUACUACCUCUACAAGGCCUGCACCACCGCGCUGCACUACCUCAUCAGCGAGGAUGUCUCCGGCAAGGUCGUCCUCAUCACCGGCGCCUCCUCCGGCAUCGGCGAACAUCUGGCUUACGAGUACGCGAGCAGAGGCGCGUGCCUGUCACUCGUCGCCCGCAGAGAAGUCGGCCUACGAGAUGUAGCCGAGGUCGCUCUUGAAUUGGGAUCCCCGAAAGUCAUCUCCAUCGUUGCAGAUGUCCAGAACGUCGACGACUGCAGGCGAAUCGUCGACGAAACCGUUAACCAAUUCGGAGGAAGAUUGGAUCACUUGGUGAACAAUGCUGGGAUCUCUUCGGUGUGCAACUUCGAAGAUGUCGCCGAUAUCACCAACUUCAGAACCAUCAUGGAUACCAACUUCUGGGGAUCGGUUUACAUGACCCAAUUCGCCAUACCGCACCUGGCCAGAUCCUACGGCAAGAUCAUCGCCAUGGCGUCUGCUGCUUCGUGGCUGCCCGAGGCAAAGAUGAGCUUCUACAAUGCGAGCAAAGCGGCCGUGGUGUCCUUCUUCGAGACGCUGAGGGUGGAGCUAGCUCACGCCGUGUCGGUCCUGAUCGUCACUCCGGGGUACGUCGAGUCGGAGCUGACGAAGGGCAAAUUCAUGACUAGUGAGGGCAGAAUGGAAGUGGAUCAAGAAUUGAGGGAUGCCAAAGUGGGUGCCGUGCCUGUGGCGUCGGUCAGGUCGACGGCGAGCGCGAUUGUGAAGAGCGCUUGCAGAGGGGACAAGUACCUGACGGUUCCGGCUUGGUACAGGACCACUUGGUUGUGGAAGAUUUUCUGCCCCGACGCCGUCGAGCUGGCCUACCGCUUGUUCUUCACCAGCCCGCCGGGGGAGCCGGAGACUGCUGCGCCGAGCAAGAGGGUGCUGGAAAUGACUGGCGCGCAGAGGUUGCUUUACCCUGAGAGCAUUCAGAACCCCAACAUCAAGAGAGAGUAGAGGAAUUAGGCUCUCCUUCGCACGAACAAAAAACUUUCGCCUUUGUAUCAUCCAAUGUCGAUGUAGUGUUUAUAAACUUGGGAUUUCACCCAAAUUGUGAAAUCGAAAUAAUAAAAAGCCGGGAGGUUUGUUAAUUUGUUCUGUCCGCCAUUGAUAAUUUCGUCCUGCUUUCCGGACCGGAGUGGGGUUAUUUGCUUCCGCUGAUCAGUUAAUGGUGGUGCUCACUCUGAACAGGAAAAUGGCGGAAACAGAGAGAUGGGAAGAAGAGGGUGAUGGGUCUGUCUGUCUGGGUUGGACGGAGAAAGAAUGGAACUUGGGAUAAUUGUGUCUGUCUGUAACAGUCUUUCCAAUUUGAUUGAUCGGCAGAGUUCGAUACAUUGAGUAAAGGAUUGGGAUUUUA
Messenger RNA from Linum trigynum, 2838 nucleotides. NCBI's taxonomy places the organism in Eukaryota, Viridiplantae, Streptophyta, Magnoliopsida, Malpighiales, Linaceae. The record is from the annotation of a GenBank genome assembly.